Messenger RNA from Colletotrichum navitas, 1239 nucleotides. RefSeq lists its product as uncharacterized. The record is from RefSeq and is a predicted model, not a curated record. NCBI's taxonomy places the organism in Eukaryota, Fungi, Ascomycota, Sordariomycetes, Glomerellales, Glomerellaceae. The transcript has a single exon. The coding region runs from base 9 to 986 and encodes 325 amino acids.
CACGCGAGAUGGUAAACCUCACAGCUCACUUCAGCAUCCUCAUCUCGGUUCUUCAACUCACCAUCGUCAUCAUGCUGCCACUUAUUCUUGCGACUUUUGCCGGCCUGGCUGCGGCCCAAUCUACGCCGUGGCCCAAGUUCGGCAACUGGACGGAAGCCGUCAACGGCUAUGACUACAUCCUCUCAGGGCCCGCAACCCUGGGCAAGAAGACCGAUUUUGAACUGGAACGCUGCCAGUAUGUCUGGAAGGACCUCAACAAACGCACGAACGCGACCGAUAACUACUUACCGGCACCGUACCCGGCUGAGCGCUGCAUGGACCUGCUCUAUGAGCGCAAGUCCGCCAUCGGCGACGGGGGCUUUCUCGACAUCUUCGCCAAGGACAUAGAGGAGGCCAAGCGGUUCUGGUACGACGUCAACGACAACUCGACGCUCGACGACCCGGCCACAUGGAAGGCCGUCGAAUGCCGCGCCCUCGUCCACCUCCCCAACGUCACAGCCUGGGCCUUCUCGGCGUGGUCCGCCUCGCCCUUCGCCGAUGCCGCCAACAACCGCGCAAACGCGGAGCACUACUUCAAGCACUCGGACCACACCGGCACUCUAGGCAUGUCGCACAUCCUCGAGGGCUGGGGCGGCAUCAUCACGAACUUCACCAUCCCCAACUACAGCCCCCAGACCUGCGCCCAGCGGCCUAUGGUCCGCCCGCUGCCCGAGUUCGCCAUCAAGGCCUGCGGCGACAAGAAUCUGGUCGACGAGCAAAGUACGACCUUUGGUGUCCUCAACAUUGCUGCCCGGGAUGUCCUCGGGUGCGACGGCAAGAAGAAUGUCGACAUCUACGCGUCGAUUUGGUACGGGAGCGGCAUCUCGGAGGAGCAUCUCGAGGCGGAGCGCCAGCACGUCAUCAUCGAGAUUAUCAACAUGAGCCAAAAGGCCCAGGAGGACAUUGAGAGCGGCAGAUUUGCGGUUCCUACGCCCCCGACCUCUUGAGGUCCCUGGACAAGGAACAUUCUUCUUUGACAGUAAUACUACAUUCAGCCAACCUAACAUAUGGUUAUGGUUGUUUUAUUCUCAUGUUUGAAAACUAUUUUUCACACCUGUAUUGGACUUUAUUCUCAGGCAACUAUUCUGAACAUGCCAGUACCAAUCAAUUGUAGAACAGUCGCGCAAUACUCGUUCAUGUUAGCCGACAACCGCAGCUUCAUACGCGGUAUUAUUCAGCUCCGGUGCUACAACAGUAACC